This is a messenger RNA of Aspergillus ochraceoroseus IBT 24754, 900 nucleotides long. RefSeq names its product PHD finger protein. The transcript is spliced from 2 exons. The record is from RefSeq and is a predicted model, not a curated record. Bases 1 to 900 code for a protein of 299 amino acids. NCBI's taxonomy places the organism in Eukaryota, Fungi, Ascomycota, Eurotiomycetes, Eurotiales, Aspergillaceae.
AUGCUGCGGCCUCCCCAAGACCAUUCCUUGCUACCUGGGGCCAGAGUCUCCCACAGCAGCUCGCGUGAACGUACCUCGAUUGGAUUAUUCAGCCAGGGUUUACCGUCCCCUGCAAGAACAUACAAUGGCUCCUUCGAUCUCUCAGACACGGAAAAGAACCAAAUUUAUAAUGAAUGGAUUGCAUCGGGAAAACCUCAUAAUCUGGUUUGCUCAGUGUGUCGCACCCCUGAUGAUCUGAUGCCCUGCGAGGCCUGCUGUAGAUCUUACCACACAUCGUGCCUGCCACCGCCAGAUACGGCUGUAAUGGCACAGCAGUUUUAUUGUCCGGCGUGUAAAGCCAAGCGAUGGGACCUCUCACCACCGAAAUUUGGAUCGACUGCCUCCUCCAAUGUUUCACGGGCAAGCACACCUAGUGUACUUGUACCGGCUAGAGUGAGCAGUCGUUCGAGCUCAAUAACACCGAGUACUAGUGUUAUGAUUCAGAGCACGACCCCACAGGGUAUGGCAAGCCCGACCAUUGGGUCCCCAGUUAUGGAGCGCAAGCAUAGAACUUGUCCCGGCCCGGAUAUGACAUCGCUUGACCUUAUACCCCGCGCGAGACAAUUUAUGGGAGAAUUUGAUGAUCACAUCGAUUCUAAAGAACCCCCAAUGGGCCUACUAUUGAAAUUAGGCUCCAUGCUUGCAGACCUUGAAUCUCAGCGGCAACAAAUCCAAAGCUUGAGGGCCGAGAAUGAACAUUUGCGCAGGGACAAUGCCAACAUCAAAGCGUACUUUGACUCUAAUUUAUCCUCCGGAAAGCCGAUUGUUAAUUCUUCAACGGAUAUAUCAUCUACUGUCCAAAGGCCGUUCCCAGACACCGGUGGGAGGUCGUGGGAUAGGAUCGUGAUGGAUUUGAUUUGA